Messenger RNA from Aspergillus bombycis, 1464 nucleotides. RefSeq names its product transmembrane transporter. Lineage: Eukaryota; Fungi; Ascomycota; Eurotiomycetes; Eurotiales; Aspergillaceae. The record is from RefSeq and is a predicted model, not a curated record. The transcript has 5 exons. Gene Ontology annotation, biological process: transmembrane transport. Bases 1 to 1464 code for a protein of 487 amino acids. Gene Ontology annotation, molecular function: transmembrane transporter activity. Gene Ontology annotation, cellular component: membrane.
AUGUCUAGAGGCCCCGAAAAAGUAGACGAUUGCACAAUAGAAGACAUCAAAUCCUCCUCGGAAACACCAGACCGAUCUGAUCGCGAUGCCGAGAAACGACUUCUCCGCAAAUGUGACCUCCACGUCGUCCCCAUUCUUACUCUCCUUUUCAUGUUCGCCUUCCUGGACCGUAUCAACAUCGGCAAUGCACGGCUGAUGGGUCUGGAAGAUGACCUGGGCAUGAGCGGGCAUCAGUAUAAUAUCGCGCUGUUUGUGUUCUUCAUUCCGUAUAUCCUAUUUGAGGUACCGAGUAAUAUGAUCCUGAAGAGGGUGAAGCCAUCGUGGUGGUUGAGUGGGAUCAUGUUUGCAUGGGGUACCAUCACGAUCUGUCAAGGCGUCACGGCCAGUUUCAGUGGUUUAGUAGCCUGUCGGGUAUUAAUAGGACUCUUCGAGUCUGGCUUCAUGCCUGGCGCGGUAUACCUAAUAAACAUGUACUAUCGUCGUCACGAACUCCAAUGGCGACUUAACCUCUUCUUCAGCGCCAGCAUCAUCGCCGGUGCGGUCAGUGGUCUCCUCGCCUACGCCAUCAACAACAUGUCCGGAAUAGCUGGGUACGAAGGCUGGCGCUGGAUUUUCAUCAUCGAAGGCCUAGCCACAGUAGUGAUAGCGGUGAUAUCCAAAUUCAUCAUCGUGGACUGGCCUGAGUCGGCCAAGUUCCUAGAUGAUGGCGAGCGAGCUCUACUUCUCGCCCGUCUGAAAGAAGACCAGGGCGAAGCGAGAAUGAACCGAUUCGAUAAGAAGUCGAUGCGGCGAACAUUCUCGGAUCCGAAGAUUUACCUUGGCCCGAUAAUGUACUUCGGCAUCGUAAACACAGGCUACGCCGUAUCCUUCUUCACCCCCACCAUCCUCCACCAACUCGGCUGGACCGCAGUCCGCGCUCAGGUAAUGAGCAUCCCAGUAUACGUCGUAGCAACCAUCACUACACUCUCCGCCGCCCUCCUCAGCGACCUCCUCCGCCACCGCUACCUCUUCACUCUCACCGGCUGCCUGGUAGCAACGAUGGGCUACGUAAUCCUGUUGGCGCAAUCCACCGUCCCCGUCGGCGCCCGCUACUUCGCCAUCUUCGCCGUCACCAGCGGCGGGUACCUGACGCAGCCAAUCCUCAUGGGCUGGCUUAGCAACAACAUGGCGGGUCAUUACAAGCAGAGUAUCGCAUCGGCAAUGCAGAUUGGGUUUGGGAAUUGCGGCGGGCUGGUCGCCAGUAAUAUCUUCUUUGAAGAGGAGGCGCCGGGGUAUCGCACCGGGUAUGGGGUUAGUCUGGGCAUGACGUGGGUUUGUGGGAUUGCUUGUGUGCUGUUCCUGGGCUAUUUGGUUAGGGAGAAUCGGGUGAGGGCAAGGGGUGGGAGAGAUUAUCGGUAUCAGUUGCCCAGGGAGGAGUUGGAGAAUCUGGGGGAUGAUCAUCCGGGGUUUACGUUUACCUACUGA